AUGUUUCAAAGUCUAAAAGCAAAGAGGACAGCUUUGGCUCGACAUAUCAGACCAAUAUCCACUUCGUUCUCACUUCCAAUUAACAAGACUCUUGAAGUGUUGAAAGCUACCGAUGCCAAUUUCGAAGGUCUCUUUUCACAUUCGGCAUUGGACCAAUUAUGGUUCAAACAGGGGAAUCAGUUGAUUCAAAACUUGAACCAGCACUUGAUCCAAGCGAGCAAUUUGGAGGACAAGGCGUAUACAUUACCUGAAUUGGUUGCUGCCACUAUAAACAAGCCGGAAUUGUACCACAUACACAAGAAUGCAUCAAAGUUGCAUAACCUUCAUCAGUUUUUUGAAAAUUUACGACCUUUGCAGCUGCUGGCUCCUUUUGAGAUUACAAGACCUAGUGCUCUGAGUUUAUUGGAGACUCCCAAUGGCGGUAACUUUGGAAACACGCCUACAGAUGAGGUGUUACUUGAUUGGAUCAAUCAUUCGUUUGGUUCGGUGGUUGAGUUUCGCACGUUGUUGAUAAAUACAGCAAAAGCGAUAAAAGGAGAUGGGUCAGUGUGGUUAGUGGCUGAGCUGACUGUUGGACAAAAUUACUUGAAUAGGGGUUCGGCUUUUUCAGGUUUUACGUCAACGCCAGCUUUCCAUAACUUGGCUAUUGUCGUGACGUACAAUGGUGGAACUGUGGAUGAUUCAGAAAGGUCAGGUCAAAUUAGACGCAUGAAGAGUGUGUUGGAGGGUGAAGCUACUGAGAACGAGGAGGAGAGGGAUGUCACAUCCAAAGACGAUGGUUCUAACGACGCUUUGAAGUUGGGUACUGCAGAGCAAGCAGAUUUGGAAAGUUCAUAUUUAAACAAGAAGCUAAUUCCAGCAUUGACUAUAGAUGCAUCACCAAGAAACUAUUUGGUGGAUUAUGGAGUAUUUGGUAAGCAAAAAUAUUUAGAGAAUUGCUGGGAAUGUAUUGACUGGGAUGUCGUGUUGAGAAGAUUACCUCCAAGAUCAAAACAAGCAAUCUCUGUGUAA
Lodderomyces theae is the source of this 1011-nucleotide messenger RNA. Its product is annotated as mitochondrial 37S ribosomal protein mS43. The coding region runs from base 1 to 1011 and encodes 336 amino acids. The record is from RefSeq and is a predicted model, not a curated record. The transcript has a single exon. Lineage: Eukaryota; Fungi; Ascomycota; Pichiomycetes; Serinales; Debaryomycetaceae. Gene Ontology annotation, molecular function: superoxide dismutase activity; metal ion binding. Gene Ontology annotation, biological process: superoxide metabolic process.